Molecule: messenger RNA, 961 nt
Organism: Pomacea canaliculata
Lineage: Eukaryota; Metazoa; Mollusca; Gastropoda; Architaenioglossa; Ampullariidae
Product: NADH-ubiquinone oxidoreductase subunit 8-like
Exons: 6
Coding region: 58-681 (207 amino acids)
Biological process (GO): mitochondrial respiratory chain complex I assembly; mitochondrial electron transport, NADH to ubiquinone
Cellular component (GO): membrane
Molecular function (GO): 4 iron, 4 sulfur cluster binding; NADH dehydrogenase activity
Source: RefSeq, a predicted model, not a curated record
UUAGGUGGAUGGGGGCCAUUUUCAAGAGUACUCCCCCUUAGAUAUAAUAGGCAAAAUAUGGCGUCUGUCAAGUUGUUUUAUGCUCGAGCAAACACUAAUGCCAUCUUAAAAAAUGUUGCAAGAUCAGCUCUGGCAGUACAACAGCGCACAAAUUACAAACAAGUGGGUAAAUGUGAUCCAGAUAUGGAAUGGAAACCAAUCAUGGACAGAGCAUCCCAGACAGUCUUUUGGACAGAACUUCUCAAAGGUCUGAGCAUCACACUUGGCUAUCUCUUCAAAGAGCCUGCUACCAUCAAUUAUCCUUUUGAAAAGGGACCCCUUUCUCCUCGGUUUCGUGGUGAGCAUGCUCUAAGACGGUACCCAUCUGGUGAAGAACGCUGUAUUGCAUGCAAGCUUUGUGAGGCUAUCUGUCCUGCCCAGGCGAUUACAAUUGAAGCAGAACCACGUUCUGAUGGCAGCAGGAGGACAACACGCUAUGAUAUUGACAUGACAAAGUGCAUCUACUGUGGCUUUUGCCAAGAAGCAUGCCCUGUUGAUGCAAUUGUAGAGGGCCCCAACUUUGAGUUUUCAACAGAGACUCGUGAAGAGCUGCUCUAUAACAAGGAGAAACUUUUAACCAAUGGAGACAAGUGGGAGUCUGAGAUUGCUGCUAAUAUACAGGCUGACUAUUUGUACAGAUAAUACAGCUGCAUUUUGUCCAUCUGAUUAUUAAGAUUUCAACAUUUUUUUAUGGCGAUGCUUCUUAUAGGUUUUUAAUUUUGGAUUUAAAAAUAGGCACAUUUAAGCAACCUAAAUAAAAGGAGAGAUUAAAAAAAAACAAAGACAUUGAAAAUGCAACAGAAAAUCUUUAUUAUGUUUGAUCAGCUUAAAUAAUAAUACUACUAUUUAGAUUUUAUGCAAAAUAUUCUAUGUACAAAAAGUACAGAUAUGUGUCAGAAAAAUAAAUUGGUCUGUAAAGUUC